Messenger RNA from Hyposmocoma kahamanoa, 818 nucleotides. RefSeq names its product protein lethal(2)essential for life-like. Lineage: Eukaryota; Metazoa; Arthropoda; Insecta; Lepidoptera; Cosmopterigidae. The record is from RefSeq and is a predicted model, not a curated record. The transcript has a single exon. The coding region runs from base 121 to 669 and encodes 182 amino acids. Gene Ontology annotation, biological process: response to heat; protein refolding. Gene Ontology annotation, molecular function: protein folding chaperone.
GUUCGUUUACAAGACUCGAGUGAGCUAGUUCGGUGACCGGCGUCUUUUUACAGGUGAAUUCCUCAGCGAAUCGUGUUUUGUUAAAUAUUCCAGUUACCUGUGUAUUGUGAACUAAUAAAAAUGGCUUUCCUUCCUCUGUAUAUCGAGUAUGAGCACCCAAGGCAGCGGCCAAUACGCCCUCGUCAGCUGUCCGACCAACAUUUUGGCUUGACACCUCAAGACGUUUUGACUAUUUUGGCUCUACCUCAAAGUAACCAUGGCUACCUGCGCAAUUUAAGGAACCUUCAAGCAGCUAAUCAAGAUGUUGGUUCAUCGAUAAAGGAAGACAAAGACAAGUUCCAAAUAAAUUUGGAUGUGCAGCACUUUGCACCUGAAGAAAUUUCGAUAAAGACCGCUGACGGGUAUUUAAUCGUUGAAGCCAAGCAUGAAGAGAGACCGGAUGAACAUGGAUUCAUUUCGCGGUCGUUUACGAGAAGAUAUGCUUUGCCAGAAGGCGUUGAAGCCGAUUUAGUGACUUCAAGGUUAUCUUCCGAUGGUGUCCUAUCGAUUGUUGCGCCUCUGAAAGCACCCCCUAAAUCGGCAAACGAGAGAGUAGUUCCUAUUAUACAAACUGGCCCAGUGAAGAAACGGGAGCAAGAACAAAUUGAAGGAGAACAAAAGCAAAGCUAAGCUAGUACCAUAGAUAUCGUUGGCUAAACUUAACUGUAACAACUAUUUGAUAGUCAUUCCGUAAACCUUAAUGCAUUUAUAUUUUGUUUAACUGUGAUCUUUUUUGUUGUGUUGUUUUUCGUUAAGCAUUAUUAAACUAUAAUAAUACC